AUGUCUUCAAAAUUCAUCUGCCUCCGAGCAGCUCGUCUCGCUGCCCGGCACCCGUGCCAUCGAAGGACUUUUGCUGCCGCCGCAUCUAGCCGCGCAGACCACGUUCGCAUUGUAGAAGUCGGCCCAAGAGACGGUUUGCAAAAUGAGAAGCAGUCGAUUCCAGUGGCGACCAAGAUAGAACUGGUUGAGAGAUUGGCACAAUCCGGGCUCGAGUAUAUUGAGGCGGGAUCGUUCGUGUCGCCAAAAUGGGUGCCCCAGAUGGCAAACUCUUCCGAGAUACUAGAGCACGUUCUGAAAAACAAAUCGAAGCUGCCACAGAAUGUCGUAUACCAAUGGCUCUUGCCGAACGUCAGAGGCCUGGACAACUUUCUUGCUGUCAUGAAAGCAGAAGGAGAAGGACAAGACGCGUACCCUACGCCUCCUCCGUCACCGGGAGUAGAGGACAGUCCGGCACUCAACACCUCGUCCCAAGACCCGAACGCGAUGGGCAGCACUUUAUCUUCGUCCGGUACCCGUCAUGAGGUCUCGAUCUUCACAGCCGCAACCGAGUCCUUCACACGAAAGAACACAAAUUGCUCGAUAGCAGAGUCGCUAGAAAGAUUCAAGCCGAUAAUGAACCGAGGGAUGGAAAUGGGCUUCAAUGUACGGGCGUACAUCUCAGUUGCGCUUGGAUGUCCUUACGAAGGCCCGAACGUCGACCCACAUAGAGUAGCGGAGCUUGCUGUGAGCUUGCUAGAGAUGGGUGCCAGCGAAAUCUCGGUCGCGGAUACCACGGGUAUGGGCACCGCAAUAAAGACGGCGGAACUUCUGAAGGCCUUGGAUGCUGCCGGCAUUGAUAAGACGGAUCUGGCACUCCACUUCCACGAUACGUACGGCCAGGCUUUGGUGAACUCGAUGGUUGCGCUGGAGCAUGGCAUUCGCACCUUUGACUCUGCAGUGGGAGGUCUUGGUGGAUGUCCCUAUAGCCCAGGCGCAACUGGCAAUGUCGCGACGGAGGAUCUGGUGCAUUGCUUCCAUAGCCUGGGGUUGAAGACUGGUGUAGACAUGGAGAAGCUGUCGGAAACGGGAGAGUGGAUCUCACAGCAGCUUGGAAAGUCGAAUGAGAGCAGAGCUGGGAAGGCCACGAUGGCACAAAUGCGGAAAGAGAAGCAGUAAAAAGUAGCAUUCGAAGCAUAUCAAGGAUGAUUACCUUCCCCCAG
Molecule: messenger RNA, 1199 nt
Organism: Parastagonospora nodorum SN15
Lineage: Eukaryota; Fungi; Ascomycota; Dothideomycetes; Pleosporales; Phaeosphaeriaceae
Exons: 2
Coding region: 1-1155 (384 amino acids)
Biological process (GO): ketone body biosynthetic process; L-leucine catabolic process
Molecular function (GO): hydroxymethylglutaryl-CoA lyase activity
Source: RefSeq, a predicted model, not a curated record